AUGCAUUCGCAGGUCCCACGAAUUGCCAGCCGCCUAGGAGGGAUGGCUCGGGCUGAAUUACCUCCUCCAUACCUUGCGCCGUCGCUCCAUCUCCCCGUCACCCUGUCGCCUGUUCAGUCUUCAAGCUUUUCUUCAACAGCCUCCGUUGCCGCCAAUCGUCGACGCGACAAGAGCAAGCACCGCGGUGUAUCAGCCAUCCACCGAACCGGUCCCCGAACUCCAUUCGCCGUGUCAAGAUGGGAGUUACCAAAGCCUGUGUCGCCGGAGGAUAUGGUUGCACGGGAACAAACACCCAACCACGGACUCUGGGGCUUCUUCCCUCCCAACCGCGAGGCAUUGAGCACUCCGGAAUAUGAUCAUUCUUUCGGUCGUCCUUGGUCUAUUCAAGAGCUUCGCGAAAGAAGCUGGGAAGACCUCCAUGGCCUGUGGCAUGUAUGUGUGCGGGAGCGCAACCGUAUUAUGACCUCAGACAUGGAGCGAAUCCGAUUGAAGCCUGGUUACGGUGAAUACGAAUCCGGUCAACGAGACGCAGCGAUUCUAAGCACCAUGAAGAACAUGAAACAUGUCCUGCGUGAACGUUGGUAUGCGUACGAGGAUGCCAAGCGCAUGUUCGAGAGUGGAUAUCGUCCUGACAACUUCACCGAGAAUACUCCCAAGGUUGAGCAGGUUGAGCAGGUUGAGCAGGUUGAGCAGGUUGAGCAGGUCGAACACCCUAUGUCUGGAGAACAACCCAAGGUCCAGGCAAACAAAGAGUAG
This is a messenger RNA of Penicillium arizonense, 756 nucleotides long. RefSeq names its product mitochondrial 54S ribosomal protein uL29m (gene mrpl4). The coding region runs from base 1 to 756 and encodes 251 amino acids. Lineage: Eukaryota; Fungi; Ascomycota; Eurotiomycetes; Eurotiales; Aspergillaceae. Gene Ontology annotation, biological process: mitochondrial translation. The record is from RefSeq and is a predicted model, not a curated record. Gene Ontology annotation, cellular component: mitochondrial large ribosomal subunit; mitochondrial ribosome. The transcript has 3 exons. Gene Ontology annotation, molecular function: structural constituent of ribosome.